UGGUAGGCUGAGCCGUGGGAUCUCCUCAAUGCUUCAACCGCGGUCAGCAUAUCAAACAAGAAUCCGUUGUCAGGACGCCGAACAUCACGUGACCGUCAGGUGACCGUGUUUGGCUACUUCCGGUUAUAGGCUUUCGAUUUGUUUCAAUGUUUUAUUUGAUUUAAAACAGUAACUUGAAGCUUUUUCGUGCACACACGCGCGGUUCUCGAGGUCGUUGUUUUGUUUGUUUACCUGAAAUGGGAAAUGGGAAGUUACCGGUUUACUUCCUGUUGUCAAUGCUGUUGAUCGGCACCGGCGGGACAACGAAAUACGAACCCAACUGGAAAUCGAUCGACUCUCGACCGCUGCCGGAGUGGUACGAUCAGGCCAAGUUCGGCAUCUUCAUCCACUGGGGGGUCUUCUCGGUCCCGAGCUUCGGCAGCGAGUGGUUCUGGUGGUACUGGCAGAAGCAGAAAGCCAAGCCGUACGUGGACUUCAUGAAGAAGAACUAUCCUCCGGACUUCAAGUAUCAAGACUUUGCGCCGCAGUUCACCGCCGAGUUCUUUGACGCCAAAGAGUGGACGGACAUCUUCGCCUCAUCGGGGGCCAAGUACAUCGUCCUGACCACAAAACACCACGAAGGUUUCACGCUCUGGGGCUCAAAGAACUCCUGGAACUGGAACGCAGUGGACGUCGGACCGAAAAGGGAUCUGGUGGAGGAGGUGGCGAGUGCCCUCCGUGCCAACAGCGACCUGCGAUUAGGGCUGUACCACUCUCUCUUCGAGUGGUUCAAUCCGCUCUUCGAACUGGACGCCGCCAACGACUUCACCACAAACUACUUCCCGACCGCUAAAACUCUGCCCGAGCUUCACGAGCUCGUCGUCAAGUACAAACCGGAGGUGCUGUGGUCCGACGGGGACGGAGACGCACCCGACGAGUACUGGAACAGCACGGGCUUCUUGGCCUGGCUCUACAACGACAGUCCUGUGCGAGACACGGUGGUGACGAACGACCGCUGGGGCUUCGGCUCCAUCUGCAAACACGGCGGUUAUUACACCUGCGCCGAUCGCUACCAGCCGGAGCACCUGCUGGACCGCAAGUGGGAGAACUGCAUGACCAUCGACACCAAGUCCUGGGGCUACCGACGCAACGCUCCUCUCAGCGACUACCUCACCGUCCAGCAGCUCGUCGCGACGUUGGUGGAGACAGUGUCCUGCGGGGGAAACCUGCUGAUGAACAUCGGGCCGACGCACGACGGAAGGAUCUCGCCCAUCUUUGAGGAGCGCCUGAGGCAGAUGGGUCAGUGGCUGAAGGUCAACGGGGAGUCCAUCUACAACACGACAGCAUGGCGGGUUCAGCAGGACGCCGUCACUCCCAAAGUCUGGUACACUUUCAAACCACAGGAAAACAGCAUAUUUGCUCUUCUACUGGAGUGGCCCAAUAAUGGAUCUGUGAUUCUGAGCGAACCGGCGGUUACUCAAGGACACACUCAGGUGGUGCUUGUGGGCCACGGCCUUCUGGAGUGGGAGCCGGUGAAGCCCAGCGGGCUGCGAGUUCUCCUCCCCCAGCUGGCCAUCGGCCAGAUGCCUUGCCAGUGGGCCUGGGCGCUGAUGCUGACAGGUGCCACCUGAAGGGAAACCGGAUCAGCUGAACAGGAAGUGACAAAGCUGGAGGCCGAGAGAAGAACACAGCGUUUUAUUGUACAUGUUUAAAUCACUGAACACCCCCCAUCAAAUAUACUGCCGUAUGAAAAUGAUCUUUUAAAAUACUUAACAUUAAUACGUGGACUUGUAUGGACUUUUAGUUAACCCACUUGGUAACUUAGGGACAUAAAGUCAUUUUAUGUUGUAUAUGGAUUAUUCAUAGUGACCUCGGACAUAACAUUGUAAAACUUGUUUAAUUCACAAUUAUGUUGCACUUUUAGAUUUUUUUAAUCAAACCUACACAUUUGUAUGUAUAUUUCAAUGCAGUCUGCUGCAUUGACCAGUGUUGUGAAUAUUUUAUAUGUGAGGACAUGUUUAAAUAAAAUAAAUGAAGUCAUGUAAAGUC
This is a messenger RNA of Pseudoliparis swirei, 2028 nucleotides long. It is a transcript of the gene fuca2, whose product is annotated as alpha-L-fucosidase 2. Gene Ontology annotation, cellular component: lysosome. Bases 237 to 1610 code for a protein of 457 amino acids. The transcript is spliced from 7 exons. NCBI's taxonomy places the organism in Eukaryota, Metazoa, Chordata, Actinopteri, Perciformes, Liparidae. Gene Ontology annotation, biological process: fucose metabolic process; glycoside catabolic process. The record is from RefSeq and is a predicted model, not a curated record. Gene Ontology annotation, molecular function: alpha-L-fucosidase activity.